AUGUUCCAAACAGCAGUACUUCAAAACAGGGCAUUGGUUGACAAAGUACUCAAGAGCUUCCAGGGAGCAGGUGGCUAUGAUGCUCAUGUUUUGCCAGGGCUGAAGAUUACUGGUAGUGAGCCAGGUCGCAUUACAGCUGAGUUCCUCGUAGAAAAGCAACAUUUGAAUCGGCUCAAAUCAGUACACGGAGGACUUUUGGCUACAGUGGUUGAUCUUGGAGGAUCAUUGGCUAUUGCUUCCAAGGGACUAUUUGCUACAGGCGUAAGUACAGAUAUUAACAUCAGCUACAUAUCAGGUGCAAAGGAAGGCGAUGUUGUAAAGAUGGAUGCCAAAUGUGACAAACUGGGAAAAACUCUGGCAUUCACCUCGAUUGAAUUGUCGUCAAAUGGAAAGCUUGUUGCCCUUGGAAGACACAACAAGUUUGUGGCUCAAGCAUAUGGCGAUCCUGAAAAUGAGAUCCCUCUGAAAAAAUAAUAAUAAUAUCAUUUCCCCACCAAAAAAGGCUAAAUAAAUAUUUGAGAUGAAACGAGGAAAACAAUACCUCGGUUUCCGCUUGAAAUCUUUGGUUUAAAUCU
Molecule: messenger RNA, 575 nt
Organism: Phycomyces blakesleeanus NRRL 1555(-)
Lineage: Eukaryota; Fungi; Mucoromycota; Mucoromycetes; Mucorales; Phycomycetaceae
Exons: 7
Coding region: 1-474 (157 amino acids)
Molecular function (GO): fatty acyl-CoA hydrolase activity
Source: RefSeq, a predicted model, not a curated record